AAAAUGUACCCCAGCAAAUACAUACCAAAAUUCAAUUUGAAAUGUUAAAUUUGAAAAUGAAAAAGCCUUUCUGGAAAUGCUUUUUCAUUUGAAAUAUGGUAAUAAUUUGCUUUCAUACUAAAUAACAAUAUAGUAUAUACUGAGGCAGUGCGACCUCUAGCGGCUGAUAUUGGAAUCUAGUGUUAAAUGGCUUCUCUGUUGCCAGUGACAACAGACUGUAAACAAACAGAAAUAAAACAAAAGAGAGGAAGAACUGACAAAGUGUUUCUUUUAAAAUGAGCUCUCCCUCAUCAAUGGAAAGGAAAACGAGGCGCUCUCCUCUGCAGGGCCCUCUGAUGAAUGAACAGGGGGAAGAUAGGAGUGUGCUGUUCAAGAGGAACCAGCUGCAAGAUUCUCCCCCGAGUGACUUUGAGCUCAUGGCUGACAUGAUGCAGCGCAUUACUACACUGGAGAACAGAGUGAGGAGUCAAGCCCAAGAACUAGAACAGCAGGAUGAAAUCAUUUCAGUUUUGGAGGAGCAGCUGAGAUCUAGGGAAGAGUCAGAUUUAGAGAGUCCGUCAUGUAGCAGAGAAGAUCUUGAAAAAAAGUGCCAACUGCUGCAAAAUAAACUGCAGGAAAUGGAGAACUUCCUGAGUGACUAUGGUCUGAUCUGGGUGGGAGACAGAGACUCCAAUGACUCCGAAGAGAGCCAGUGUGCUACAAGCUCACAUGGGUUACCUACUGAAAAGGGCUUCCAAGUGAACUUUGACCUUGUUCUGCAGAGGAUCAGAGAGCUGAAUGCUCUUGCAGGCGAAGAGACUUUCGUGCAAGUAACGGGAAACAGAGCCAAGCUGGUGAAGAAAGAUCCUAUUCAGCUGAAGCUCUACAAAAACGGCAUCGUCAUGUUUGAUGGUCCUUUCCGCUCCUAUCAGGAUCACAGCACCCAGCGGUGCAUGGAAGACCUGAUGGAUGGCUACUUUCCAUCUGAGCUUCAGCAGAGAUUUCCAGAUGGGGUACCUUUGGAGGUUCAUGACCGUCGAGACGAGGAAUUUAUGUUUAGAGAGCCAUGGGACACAAUUCCUGGAGAGAGACAAGCGGUUUAUAGGGAUGAAUCAAUUAAUUAAUUUGGUUUUUUGCCAGGUGGGAGGCUGACCACAGAUCAGUUCCUCAGCAAGCUGCCAAAGGUAGUAGUGAAGGCUGGCAAUGUGAUCCACAUCAGGAGCUCCAUGAGAACUCUGCAGGGUGCUUCUGAGGCUCAGUGCAGCAGCUCAGAGACGCUCAUCAACACACCAGCGCUCCACUCAGUGAAGGGCAGAACACAGAUGAAAAACUGUGAAAAAACUGUCCAAGAUCUCAUCACCCUAAAGUUGAAAUCAGAGGAUGGGAAUCACAUCUAUGUCAUGAAAAUGAGCCCCUCAGAAACAGUAAGCCAGCUGCGAGCCUAUCUGGACAUUCACAGGGGAGCAGGUCAGCCUGAUUAUGACAUCAUCAGUACAUAUCCACCCUGCAGCUUCAGCGAUGAUGGCUGCACACUACAGUCAUGUGGACUUUCAUCAAAUGCGACUCUGCUGCUGCGUCGCAGGGAACAAAGCAAGCAGUAAACACUAAAGAGUUUGAGCUUCUCUUUGAUUUUCUGGAUCCUAAAAACAUUUGAAACAAUAAAUGUUAUAUUAGACAAUGUUUUAAUAUAAAUGCUGAUGAUGGGUAAGAAUAUAUGAAAAAGUGCCAUGAACUCUUGUGGUAACAGCCUAAAGUAUUAUCAACCCAAAGUCAUAGAUGUGAUAUAUUUGUGUUGGCCUUGUGAACCUUCUUGGAACCUUUCAUUAAUAAUUCCUGAUUUUCUGUUUCCUUGGGCUAUACUUCCAUUAUCUGCUGGUCAAUCAGCUGAAUGAGUACCUGGAUUCAUCUUACCAUAACACACAGCUAGAAUACAGGCAAUAGUGGUAAUAAAAUGAUCUUCAGCGCCUUGUGCCAGAGAACUGGACCAUCAAGUCUCACAGACGAUCAUUAAAAUACAUAUACGGUACAUACAAAGAUGUUUUUUUUUUAUGUUAAAAACUUUACUGUCCUACAAUAACAUGUGUCUACAGGGGCCAAGCUUUUGCAUCUUAGAAGCACCUGAUGCCCUGUUCUAAAUAUGGAGGAUCUGUGAUGCUGUGGGGCUGGUUUCUUUCCAAAGGUUUGGAGCCUAGUUACAAUUCAUCACAGCACUGAGACAUUUUCUAAUAUGGGAUUUGAAAUAAAAAUCUCAAGGCCUUGCCAUUCAAA
This is a messenger RNA of Cyprinodon tularosa, 2247 nucleotides long. It is a transcript of the gene ubxn11, whose product is annotated as UBX domain protein 11. The record is from RefSeq and is a predicted model, not a curated record. Gene Ontology annotation, molecular function: ubiquitin binding. NCBI's taxonomy places the organism in Eukaryota, Metazoa, Chordata, Actinopteri, Cyprinodontiformes, Cyprinodontidae. Gene Ontology annotation, biological process: proteasome-mediated ubiquitin-dependent protein catabolic process. The transcript is spliced from 13 exons.